CACAGAGGUCGGUCUUGGGAGGAGCAUUCGUGAAUUCUGAAAUUUUGUAGGUAGCUUGAUGAACGUUUAUGAGAUGCAAAGACAUUGGGCACUGUUCGGGAAAUGUAUUGUGUUUCAUUGACAAUGGUUUUGAAUAUGUCAAUUUAACGCAUUGAUAUUGCCCUUGGCCUUGGUGGCUAGCAAGCUAGCUAGCAAGCAAGCUUCUUCAACGUCUGCGAGACUGGCGCUUGCUGCUGAUGACAAGAAAGGGCAUCGUGGCCUGACACAACAAUCCGACUGUCUCGGGACUUCAAUUUGAAUUUGUUGCAACCAUGAAGUUCACGCAAUUUUUGCUAAGGAACAGCUCCAUACCUAAACAAGCACUAGUGGAUAGGUUUUCCAAGUUCUCACCAUCGCCGCUGUCAAUGAAGCAAUUCAUAGACUUUGGCUCGGCCAAUGCCUGUGAGAAGACGUCCUUUGUGUUCCUGCGUCAGGAGCUUCCUGUCCGGCUGGCCAACAUCAUGAAGGAGAUUGACUUCCUCCCUGACAAGCUUCUCAGCACCCCCUCACUACAGCUGCUACAGAGCUGGUAUGCAACAAGUCUCAUGGAGCUAGUGGGCUUCCUGGAGGAAGAGCCCAAUGAUAAAAAGAUCCUGAAGAAGUUCACUGAGACGCUGGUGAACAUCAGGAACCGCCACAACAACGUGGUCCCCACCAUGGCACAGGGCGUGGUGGAGUACAAGGAGGCCUUCGGCUCCGACCCCGUGACCAAUCAGAACAUCCAGUACUUCCUGGAUCGCUUCUACAUGAGCCGCAUCUCCACACGCAUGAUCAUGAACCAGCACUCUCUCAUCUUUGAUGGAAGUGCCAACCCCGCCCAUCCCAAACACAUUGGCACCAUCGACCCAGACUGCGACGUGACGGAGGUGGUAAAAGAUGCCUUUGAUAGCUCCAAGAUGCUCUGUGAGCAAUACUACCUGACCUCACCAGAGAUUGACAUCACACAAGUCAACGCCAAAGCUCCUGACCAGCCUCUUCGUAUUGUCUAUGUGCCCUCCCAUCUCUACCACAUGCUGUUUGAGCUCUUCAAGAACGCCAUGAGAGCAACAGUGGAGACUCAUGAAAUGGCCCUGCAUCUCCCGCCGGUCAAAGUCCGAGUCUCACUGGGCAGUGAGGACCUAACAAUCAAGAUAUCAGAUCGAGGAGGCGGAGUCCCCCUGAGGAAGAUAGAGCGUCUGUUCAGCUACAUGUACUCCACCGCCCCCAGCCCUGUCGAUAUUGACAACAGCCGCAAUGCACCACUGGCUGGUUUCGGCUACGGUCUCCCCAUCUCCCGUCUCUAUGCCAAGUACUUCCAGGGAGACCUGCAGCUCUACUCCAUGGAGGGAUAUGGGACGUCAGCUGUCAUCUACCUGAAGGCCUUGUCCUCAGAGUCUGUGGAAAGACUUCCUGUUUACAACCAGUCAGCCAUAAGGCAUUACCAGACGAGCAACGAGGCAGAUGACUGGUGCAUGCCCAGCAAGGAUCCCAAGAAGCUGGGGAAGUAUGAGAGGAGAAGUUAACCAAACAGACAGAGAGAGAGAGAGCUCAGAUAACAUGAAGAAUGGAGGAGGAGGAAGUAAGAAGAGGAGGGUGACCGAAAGGAGGGAUGGGAUGAUGAUUCAUAAUCACAAACUGACAGAAGGUACCCAGUUGUACCCACAGCUUUUGACCUGGUGUGUGUGUGUGUGUGUGUGUGUGAGUGUGUGUGUGUGUGUGUGAGAGAGUGAUCUGGAUUCUUCGCAAUGGGGAUUCUCAUCCAUCACUUGAAGUGGAAAAACACAUAAAUGUCGGAGGCGUUUCAAUGGCAAUACCAGGAUCUCUAUUCAGUAAGCCACUUCGUGAAUGUUACAGUUAGAAACAGGGCCAUACACUACUCACAAUCACAUCUCACCUUUUGGUUUCAUUUAUCCACAAGCUAUUAAUUUCACUCACUUAUUUUAACAUUAUGACACUGAAGCAGCGUAAAAAGCUAGCGUUUUGCUUAAAAGGUGCAUUUUCGUUUGGAACUGAUCAUUUAAUUUAUCAAACGACUGAAUUUGGUUAUACAGUGAUAUAAUCUGUACUAUCACAGUAGUAUUAUCUGUGAUACAACGUUUUAGAUUUUGAAUCUAGUUUUCUCUAAACUCUUCACUCACAGCUACGGUUUGCAGCUAGGACACUGAGCUCCAUGGACGCAGAUAUAUAUACAGUGGGGAGAACAAGUAUUUGAUACAAAAAUACAAAAAUAAAACAAAAAUCCAGAAUCCU
Coregonus clupeaformis (lake whitefish) is the source of this 2268-nucleotide messenger RNA. Its product is annotated as pyruvate dehydrogenase (acetyl-transferring) kinase isozyme 2, mitochondrial-like. Gene Ontology annotation, cellular component: mitochondrion. Gene Ontology annotation, biological process: protein phosphorylation; regulation of glucose metabolic process. The transcript has 11 exons. The record is from RefSeq and is a predicted model, not a curated record. NCBI's taxonomy places the organism in Eukaryota, Metazoa, Chordata, Actinopteri, Salmoniformes, Salmonidae. Gene Ontology annotation, molecular function: pyruvate dehydrogenase (acetyl-transferring) kinase activity. Bases 312 to 1541 code for a protein of 409 amino acids.